This is a messenger RNA of Nycticebus coucang (slow loris), 2372 nucleotides long. Its product is annotated as polyadenylate-binding protein 1-like. Gene Ontology annotation, cellular component: nucleus; ribonucleoprotein complex; cytosol. The record is from RefSeq and is a predicted model, not a curated record. The coding region runs from base 257 to 2281 and encodes 674 amino acids. The transcript has 2 exons. Lineage: Eukaryota; Metazoa; Chordata; Mammalia; Primates; Lorisidae. Gene Ontology annotation, molecular function: poly(A) binding; mRNA 3'-UTR binding; poly(U) RNA binding.
UACAAUAACCCGGCGAAGCAGCCGAGAGCAACCCGCCCGCAGCCCCGCAGCCCCGCAGCCCCGCAGCAGCUCCGAGAGGGAACCAAGAGACCGAAAUCUGCCCGCGGCCCGGACCGACUACGCCACCCUUGCUCCCAGCCGGCAGCCAGAGCCGGCGGACCGACCCGUUCUGCUGCCGCUAAACAGUUUUUGAUUCCGGGUGAUUUUUAUCCCUCUGCGCUUUCUCCCGCUCCCUUCCCCCUCCAGCUCCGGCCUGAUGUCGCAGCACUCGCUCUCCUCCUCUCUCGGGAAGGUCGCGGCCUGUGGCCCGGCGGACAGCCGUGAGGAGAUGAACCCCAGCGCUUCCAGCGACUCCAUGGCCUCUCUCUACGUGGGGGACCUACACCCCGAUGUGACCGAGGCGAUGCUGUACGAGAAGUUCAGCCCGGCCGGGACCAUCCUCUCCAUCCGGAUCUGCAAGGACAUGAUCACCCGCCGCUCCCUGGGCUACGGGUAUGUCAAUUUCCAGCAGCCGGCAGACGCCGAGCGUGCUUUGGACACUAUGAAUUUUGAGGUCAUUAAGGGCAAGCCAGUUCGCAUCAUGUGGUCUCAGCGUGAUCCAUCACUUCGCAAAAGUGGCGUAGGAAACAUAUUCAUUAAAAGAUUGGACAAAUCCAUUGAUAAUAAAGCACUGUAUGAUACUUUUUCUGCUUUUGGGAACAUCCUUUCAUGUAAGGUGGUUUGUGAUGAAAAAGGUUCCAAAGGCUAUGGAUUUGUACACUUUGAGACACAGGAAGCAGCUGAAAAAGCUAUUGAAAAAAUGAAUGGGAUGCGUCUAAACCAACGAAAAGUCUUUGUUGGACAGUUUAAGUCUCGUCAAAAAAGAGAGGCAGAACUCAGAGCUAAGGCAAAAGAGUUCACCAAUGUUUACAUCAAGAAUUUUAGAGAAAACGUGGAUGAAGAUUUUCUUAAGUUUCACUUUGGCAAGUUUGGACCUGCCGUAAGUGUGAAAGUAAUGACUGAUGAAAGUGGAAAAUCCAAAAGAUUUGGAUUUGUAAGCUUUGAAAGGCAUGAAGAUGCACAGAAAGCUGUGAAUGAGAUGAAUGGGAAGUUUUUCUAUGGAAGUCGAAUAUAUGUUAGUCGAGCUCAGAAAAAAGUGGAACGUCAUGCAGAACUUAAGCGCAAAUUUGAACAGAUGAACCAAAAUAAGAGCACCAGAUACCCGGGUGUUAACCUUUACGUGAAAAAUCUUGAUGAUGGUAUUGAUGAUGAAUGUCUCCUGAAAGAGUUUUCUCCAUUUGGUACAAUCACUAGUGCAAAGGUUAUGAAUGCAGGUGGUCGCAGCAGAGGGUUUGGUUUUGUAUGUUUCUCCUCCCCAAGAGAUGCCGCUAAAGCAGUUAUAGAAAUGAAUGGUAGAAUUCUGGCCACCAAGCCAUUGUAUGUAUCUUUCGCAAUGAGCAAAGAAGUGCGCCAGGCUCACCUCACUAACCAGUAUAUGCAGAGAAUGGCAAGUGGAGGAGCUGUGGCCAACCCUGUAAUCAACCCCUACCAGCCAGCGCCUCCUUCAGGUUACUUCAUGGCACCUAUCCCACAGACUCAGAACCGUGCUGCAUACUAUCCUCCUAGCCAAAUUGCUCAACUAAAACCAAGACCUCGCUGGCCUGCUCAGGGUGCCAGACCUCAUCCAUUCCAAAAUAUGCCGGGUGCCAUCCGCCCAGCCACUCCUAGACCACCAUUUAGUACUAUGAGACCAGCUUCUCCACAGGUUCCACAAGUCAUGUCAACACAGAAAAUGGGUCCACCAGCUACUCCUGCUGCUGCUGCUACUGUUGCUGCUACCGCAGCUACUCCUGCUGCAGCAGUUACUUCUGCUGCUGCUACUCCUGCGGUAGCUAUUCCUGCUAUCCGCACCGUUCCACAGUACAAAUACACUGCGGGAGUCCGCAGUCCUCAGCAACAUCUUAAUGCACAGCCACAAGUUACCAUACAACAGCCUGCUGUUCAUGUACAAGGUCUGGAACCUUUGACUGUUUUCAUAUUGGCAUCUGCCCCUCCUCAAGAGCAAAAGCAAAUGUUGGGAGAACGGCUGUUUCCUCUCAUUCAAGCCAUGUACCCUACUCGUGCUGGUAAACUCACUGGCAUGUUGUUGGAGAUUGAUAAUUCACAACUUCUUCAUAUGCUUGAGUGUCCAGGGUCUCUCCGUUCUAAGGUUGAUGAAGCAUUCGCUGUACUGCAAGCCCACGAAGCUAAAAAGGCUGCCAAGAAAGCAGUUAACACUGCCACUGGUGUUCCAACCAUUUAAAAUUGAUCAGGAACCACAAAAAGAAACUCGUGUUUCACUGAAGAAAAAUAUCUAAACAUCAAAAAACAUAAAUAUUAUGGAAAGAAAACAU